Molecule: messenger RNA, 847 nt
Organism: Hibiscus syriacus
Lineage: Eukaryota; Viridiplantae; Streptophyta; Magnoliopsida; Malvales; Malvaceae
Exons: 7
Coding region: 32-688 (218 amino acids)
Source: RefSeq, a predicted model, not a curated record
UUUGUUCUCUGCUGCAAUAAUUUUCUGAGCGAUGUCUUCACCAGUAAUUUCCUUAAUUUCAAGUUCAAAGUCUCUGAGACUCAGCCAUGUCUUACAAACAAAGAGAAAUGGAAUCAUAUACAUGGCUAUGUCCUGUUGCAGAGUCUCUCCUUUGAAGCCGCCGUCUGUUAACAGAAUCUUCAUCAGAAUCCCAUAUGGGUCUUUUAAGAAAGCCUCCUUUUUCACUUCCUCCAGGCCCUUUUCUCCUGUCAUGGAAUGGCAGGAUUGCACGGCAAGGAUUGAAGUUGAUGUCCCCGCCUCUGUGGCUUACAAUUGUUACUCUGAUCGUGAAGCAAUUCCCAAUUGGAUGCCAUUCAUUUCAUCUGUCAAGGUAUUGGAAGAUGAGCCUGCCUUGUCUCGGUGGUCUUUGAAGUAUAACGCAUUUGGCCGUGACCUUGAGUACUCUUGGCUUGCUAGGAAUAUGCAACCCAUUCCGAAUCAGAAAAUUCACUGGAGAUCUCUUGAAGGACUUCCUAACAGGGGUGCUGUUCGAUUUUAUCCUAAAGGACCUUCAUCAUGUCUAAUAGAACUGACGGUUUCUUAUGAAGUUCCACAGCUUUUGAUUCCGGUGGCAUCCGUACUUCAACCUUUUCUUGAAAAUUUACUCAAAAGUGGUUUGGAUCGGUUUGCAGAAUAUGCUAAAAGCUAAGGUUCAACACGAUAAUCGUCCCACUUAUUUUCUUCUUCUUUAAGGUGCAUUGAAAGGCUUAUUCUUAAGCUAACAUUGUUCAGAGCUAACAUUUUGGAACUGCAUAUGAAAGAGAGGGAUGGUUUUAUGUUGCAGCUUGAAUCAUAAAUACUUAUGAAA